GAAUUGAAAUGUUCAAUAGAGAAGAAGGUGUGUGCACUUAAUACAAUAAUAACAGACAUUGAGGGUUUGAUCAAGGAAGGAGAAAAGAGGUUUCCUAACGAUGAUGGGAUAAAAGAAACAAAACUUGAAUGGGAGUCUAUUCUUAGAAAAUUCACAUACAACACAUAGGAAGAAACAAGGGGCAUUGGUGAUGAUAGCAAAAAAAGCGACAGUCAAGACAGCACGUCCUGGUUUGAUUUAACACCGAUCAGAAUUAAGCACAUUCGCAGAACAAAUAGAAAGGGACAUAUUCAGCAAGUUAGAAAGUGGUGAACAAUCAAAUAAUCUAAAAAAUAGUCGCAAGGCACAACCUAAUAGCAUGCCAAGUUUUGAUUUGAUAUCACAACUUACCCCUACUGACCAACGCACUUCACCAAAUGAAGUUAAAACCCAUCCUCAAGAAGAUGUUCGAUUUCAAACUCCAAUUAUGUAUGGAAAAAGUGCCUCAAGUGAAGAAGAUGCUCCAUAUCAAACACCAAUAUGUGACCUUAAAGAACCAGCACCCUUAAGUGUGGAUAAACAUAAGCCACAAGAAAACCAACACCGUAGACGUACUAUAAAAUUGCCUGAUAUAAUGUGUUCACCUUAUGCGCAUAAAAAAGUUAGACUAUUUAAGAGCCUCUCAAGGGAAGAGAAUAAAAUUGCGGACACCAUAUUUGCUGCUGUGAAAAAUGAGUGGAAUGAAGUGUUUCAAACCCAACAUGGGGCUGCUGUGCCUAGGGUAUCUUUUGAGUCACUAUACCCUAACGUGGAGGUACACAUAAGUGUGUUGAAAUGCUGGGCUUCUGUCCUAAACAGUGAGGACAAAUUCAGAAACAAAAGAGAUCCAACCAGGUUUUUUUGCUCAUGCAACAUGUUGGGUGACAAAGACUUUGAAAAAAGCGUUGAGGAGUCAAGCAGAAUCACUACGUUCAAUGCUAAUAUGGAGAGUUGUCUACGUGAAGCAAAUAUGGACACCCUUAUUGGUAUUGACUUAGUUUUUAUACCAAUUUUGCAUUCUAAGCAUUACUACUUGAUAUGUUACAAUUUGAAAAAAGCACUGGUAGAUGUCAUUGACAAUCUUGGGCGUAAUGUCGAGUUUGAUUCAAAAUAUGCGUUUCGACCUCAGAUAAUGGUAAGUAUGUGUCUUACUUUUUUAGGUUAUAACAUAUAGUAAAUUAAAUUCGCAGCAAAAUAUAAACUUGAUCCCCUUAUAUUAUAACAAAUAUUAAUUUAAAUUUCAGCAAAAUACUUUGUGCAACUAUCUGGAAAUGACUUCUCACCCAAUUGCAUCUAAACUAAGAAAGUGUGAACCGAAAAUACUGGAAAUGCCUUGGAGAACUGUUAACAACUCAGUAGAUUGUGGAAUUUUUGUGAUGCGCCACAUGGAGACGUAUAAAUGCACAACAAUCAAGGACUGGAAACCGAAAUGUGGACUAGCUGGAGAAUCCGAGUAUCAGAAGACACAACUUGUGGAUCUGAGAAUGAAGUAUCUUGCAAAAAUACUGUUGUCUGACAUAAACAUACGUAAGGGUGUGGUUAUAUCCGAGGUUCGUGAAUAUUCCAAAAGACCAACUGAAGAAAGGGAAGCAAUGAAGGCAAAUAUGUUUGAAAGGAUAACAACAAGGGUUAAUAAUGCUCUUUAAUUAGUAUUGGGUUUGUUUAAGACAUUAUUUGGUUGAGUAGAUUUCUAUCUUUGUUUGA
Molecule: messenger RNA, 1722 nt
Organism: Helianthus annuus (common sunflower)
Lineage: Eukaryota; Viridiplantae; Streptophyta; Magnoliopsida; Asterales; Asteraceae
Exons: 3
Coding region: 359-1192 (277 amino acids)
Biological process (GO): proteolysis
Molecular function (GO): cysteine-type peptidase activity
Source: RefSeq, a predicted model, not a curated record